CCUUUGGUAGUCCGCCAUUUUGGGAGUCAAAACAGCCAACAAACAGCAGCGCACACCUCCACGCUUCUCCGUGGCCUUACUAUGGUUCACACAUGUGUGGUGGCAGGCUGUAGGAACAGAAGGACACCGGGCACCACCUUAUCUUUCUACCGUUUCCCCCGGGACCCCGAGAGGAAGCAGCGCUGGAUAGCUGCUGUGAACAGAGAGGGCUGGGUGCCGAACGACGGCAGCCGGCUGUGUAGUACUCACUUCAUCUCAGGUAAACAGGUGAAGAAUCCACGUUCGCCAGAUUAUGUUCCGUCUGUGUUCACGGCAGCUCCCUUAUCCCCAGAGAUGAAAGAGCCAGGGACCUUAGAGAUCCUGGACAAGCAGGAAGCACGCGUGGAGGCGGCCAACGCCUUGUUGUUCCUGCAGGGUCAGGGCAGGUCCGUGGUGGGGGAGCGGGGCCAGGAAGAGCAUCCUGAGGAGAGGGAGCAAGAGGCCAUCGUGGAGGAAAGUGCUUCCUCUUCCCUCAGCGCAGAUGAAGAUGACGAUGAGGAUGUUGAAUCUAUGAGUGACAGCAAGAAAGGGAAGUUUGCUCAGACGUCUGAUGUGCCGGUUAACUUUGACGAUAUCGUGAAAGCCCUGAAGAAGGAGAACCAGACCCUCAGGGAGUCAGUGGAGAAAAUGUCCCUGUCUGAGAGCUCCUUGAGGAACGAUGCAGAGAAAGUGAAGUUUUACACUGGUUUACCAAACUACUUUGUCCUAGAGACAGUCAUGUGGCUGCUGGCACCUCACAUGGACGGGAUGAAGAACGUGAAGCUCUCCAAGUUCCAGCAGUUGCUGCUCACACUGAUGCGACUCCGUCUGGACCUCCGCAACCAAGAUCUGGCCUAUCGCUUCGGUGUGAAAGUCAGCAUGGUAACGAGGACAGUGCACCAGAUGGUCAGCAUCAUGUCCUCCACUCUGGUGCCCACAGCCGUCUUCUGGCCCUCUAGAGCUGAGCUCCGGAAAAACCUGCCAGCAGCUCUGCGCACCUCCCACCCUGACUGCGCUGUCAUCGUAGACUGUUUCACGGUGCCUUUUGAGGAGCCGGUUUCCCGGGGUAACCAGCAGCACCAGCAACAGCAGAGGGUGGUGCCAAGCUCUCAGGUUGUGGGGACAAGUCAUAAUGUGCUAAAGUAUCUGAUUGGUGUGGCUCCGCAAGGCGUUGUCACCUUCGUCUCUAGGGGCGUGCUGGGAAACGUCAGUGACAAAAGCCUGGCUGAGGGCUGCGGCCUUCUGUGCAAGCUUCUCCCAGGCGACGUCGUAUUGGCGAGUCGCGAUCUCAACAUCGCCGAUUCCGUGGCCGCCCGCGGAGCCCUGUUCAAAAUCGCCAGCAGCUACCAAUCAGGGGCGUACGGGAGCUCAGGGGGCUCCGAUACUUGCUCUGAGACAGUGAGUGUGCAGAGGCAUGUGGACAGGGUGAUCUCCAUGGUGAAGCAGAGGUACGUCAUGCUCACAGGCCCUGUCGAAAGCCCCUUCACCGCGGCCUCUGAGCGCACGUCAAACCUCUCAACCUUUGAUAAGAUCGUACAAGUUGCCUGUGCCUUAAACAACCUGUGCAUCUCUGCUGCUCCACUAGAGUGAUGCGUACAGAAAUGCCUCAUACUUCUUAAUGCUGGUCAGGCACAUAAGUUCCCUUUACUGCUUUGGACCUUAUUUCACGUUCUCCCAUUACAUUCUCAUGUCAGCACGACAUGAUUACUACAGAAAAACGAUUUACACUCAUCCACUUUAAUUUACACUCACAGUGCAUGUGUCUCCUUGUUAUCUGGGGUCAGAUAAAAACACUUCCCUCAAAUCCAAAAACCACAUUGUUAAGAUGUGAUGUCAUGAAGUUAUGCAACUGGGCUGAUAGAGAAUGGCAGGCUUGCAAAGGAUGUUAUUAAUUUAUUUAGGCUAUGAAUGACAGCUAUGUGAGUGAAUUGUACCUUUUAGCCAUUUGUAAAUACUGAAGUAUGCAGACAAUGUUCCCACUAACGCAGUCCUCUGUCUGCAAGUGUUUUUUUCUAUCCCCAAUGAAUACUAGAGGAGCUGACUUCACUGGUUUCUCCCUUCCUCUGUUGCGGAGAGGGGGUUUGUCGGCUAGCUAACAAAACCAGCUGUUUUGUUGCUUCCCUGCUUAUAAAUCAAGGACAGUACACACAAUGCACAGAUAUAUAAAGCAGGUUAAAAUAAGAACAGCAUGCACAUAGGUAAGAGUUUCACCACGCAGGGAUAGACACACGUCACGGUUAAUGAGUGCUUGGAGGCAUUAUUGGCCGUAAACUUACAUUUUUUGGGGGGCAUUUCACACAUUUUUGCCUGCCAGCUAGAUUUUAUAAGAAUAGAAUACAAUCACCGCGGGAUGAUUAGCUACCUGUUACCACCCACACAACAAUUUACUGCCAUAUGGCCGGGGUCUGGUGUUAAUUUAUCUGCUGCUCUCCGGGCUUAGUAGAAACGGCUCACUUCCAGGAGUUCUCAACAAUAGCUCACUGGUUUACUGCACAUUGCCGAGUGGCAGAUGUUCUCUUCAACAGGGCUUUACUGGUUUUUGAAGACUUUUUACACAAUAAACAGCCCCUUCUGCAGAAACUUAAACUGCUGUGUGGUAAAAUAACUGAAACGGACCAAAAAAAUGAAAUGGUUUUUCACCACAGGGCACCUCGUGGAGUGUUAGGCGGGGGGUGGAUGGACUCCGUGGUUUCCAACCUGGGCUGUUUAAUUAACAAUGAUGUCAAUAUUUACCACGCCACUAGUGUUUAAAGAUGUUCCUGCUGUUUUUUUUUAAGUAUUCAGUUCAGUGUUUUGCCAGAAUGCCUUCUUAUUUAAUACAAAGGUUCAGUUUUCUAAAAGAUGCUGAUGAGAAAGGAUGAUUAUUUUUGUUUACAAUGUUUCCGUUUUCCAUAAUCAUGCGUUGGCCACCGACAGAUCUCCAAGAAAAACUUUAUAUGCAGGCAUCUGUGUGCUGGAAUCAAACUCUGUUCUCUUGUACAUGCUUCUGCGAUUCUUUACGGUCAUGGUGAAUCAAAGUAUCGUUACAAGUGAUUGAAAUAAAUGAGUUGUGAAAGCAGGAAUUUCCCAAAGGCAACCAGAGUAUUGUUGUUGUUCUUCUCCCCACACACACACACACACACACACUGAAGUGUUUUUCACGAAGCUGAGCGUGUCAGCAUUUGGAGAAUGUACACUUAAUUUGCGACUGUGUCGCUCAGUGUGUGCUGUUCUAAUUGAUUGUAACUGUUGUGAACCAUGAGGACAUACCACAGAGGCUGUUCUGUUAGUUACAGGACAGGGCUGGAGGCGAUUCUCAAGAAAGGCCAAGCUGGUCACUGAUGUGCAAAUUUGAUGUUUUUAAUAGUUUGUGGAAUGAAGUUAGGAUGUGUGCUCACACUUAAACAAAAAAAUCUGUUUUGAUAUUCACUUUAUAUAUUGACGUCUGUUCAUGGUUUCAGAGUUAUCUGCUUAGAGCAGGACCCCGCUUAUCGAGACACGUCUCCUGUUGUCCUGCGUUUGCUGGUGCCUUAGUUUGUAAAACUGGUACUGCUGUUACAAAUGAGCCUGCGUUUUUUUUUCUACAAAUAUUUAUUUUUGCAUCAUACAUGCUUUAGAGCCAUCUCCGGUUUGUUUAGUGAGUUUAACAUGCAAAAACAGCAAAACAAAACAUCCCUUCUCAUUACUCACAAAGUAAGAUAUGUUCCAAUCAUUUUCUGUUUUUAUAUUGAUCACUUCUACAAUUUAAAGUGUAUAAACUCUAAAUGAUUGGGCGAUUCUGGCCUCCCCAUCACCUAUUCAUUCCUGAUGUUGGACACCCCGUUGGGCAUUAUACUUUGAUUAUGAGUUAUAUCUCUCAGAAAGGUUUUGAAGGGUUAAACAUUACAACAGCUGAUUUUCUGCUUUGGUCCAGAACCUGAAAUUAAUUGUAAAGUUUUUCACACGAUGAGAAGCUUUUUUUUUUCAGAUAGGCACACUAUGGUAGUGGAUGUUUUUCAUGUACUCCUAGAGUUCCUUAAGGACAUCAAACUGUCCUCUCUUCCUGUGAUGUAUUUGUUUCUCUUAAUGCUUUAUGUUGGUGAGGUGGCACUAAUGGACAACUAUCAGUCUUGUGUUUACUCCAAACAAACCAGAAAUGAACACUGCUAAGAUUGAUGGAGAGCUGUAUGAAAAAUUCAGAAAUAAUUAUUUCACUUUUCAGCUUUUAACUUCAUGAAUGAUUUCUUUGAUGAACAGACAUGCUUCAUACUAUGGUGAGUGCUGGUUGAUUAAAGGAGGGAAGACCAUGUGAUGGGUACAAAAACAAAAAAACAACCAAAUUAUUAUUUCCUCUUCUU
This is a messenger RNA of Larimichthys crocea (large yellow croaker), 4334 nucleotides long. Its product is annotated as THAP domain-containing protein 11. NCBI's taxonomy places the organism in Eukaryota, Metazoa, Chordata, Actinopteri, Sciaenidae. The transcript is spliced from 2 exons. The record is from RefSeq and is a predicted model, not a curated record. Bases 82 to 1608 code for a protein of 508 amino acids.